CCUUCAGAGCUCUCUACACUCUCCCGAGAGCAGCGGAGAAUGAACACACCUCAGAUUGAAAAGAAGUGUAUGCAGGCAUCAGUGUCAUUCAGGGACGUGACUGUGGAGUUCACCCAGGAAGAGUGGCAGCACAUGGGUCCUAUUCAAAGGACCCUUUACAGAGAUGUGACGCUGGAGAACUACAACAACCUAGUCUCAGUGGGGAACUGCAUUUUCAAACCAGAGGUCAUCUUCAAGUUGGAGCAAGGAGAAGAGCCUUGGUUCUUAGAGGAAGAAUUCUCAAACCAGAGCCACCAAGGACCAUCUACCCACCAGGAUGGAACCAAUUCACCCCAGGGGCCUGAGUCAUUCAGAGGAGGCCGGUGGCAACGUCUCAGCUGGAGGCCCUGGGCUACGCUGUAG
Messenger RNA from Eptesicus fuscus (big brown bat), 402 nucleotides. Its product is annotated as zinc finger protein 510-like. The record is from RefSeq and is a predicted model, not a curated record. Gene Ontology annotation, biological process: regulation of DNA-templated transcription. NCBI's taxonomy places the organism in Eukaryota, Metazoa, Chordata, Mammalia, Chiroptera, Vespertilionidae. Bases 40 to 402 code for a protein of 120 amino acids. The transcript is spliced from 4 exons.